Molecule: messenger RNA, 2285 nt
Organism: Sardina pilchardus (European sardine)
Lineage: Eukaryota; Metazoa; Chordata; Actinopteri; Clupeiformes; Clupeidae
Product: gap junction epsilon-1 protein
Exons: 3
Coding region: 839-1456 (205 amino acids)
Biological process (GO): cell-cell signaling
Cellular component (GO): connexin complex
Molecular function (GO): gap junction channel activity
Source: RefSeq, a predicted model, not a curated record
CGUACCCUGGAUGGAGCCCGUCUCCUGCUCGCUCGCUGAUGGAUCAGGGCUGGUGUGAGGGAAGACCCUGCACUCCAACCAGAUGGGGAGGACCAACAACUCACCACCUGGACUCCGCUUGGUGCAGUGGCUUUUUCUUUUCUUUAGGGGCUUCCUUACCUGCCUAGUGGGGUUACUUUCACCAUUGACAUACUGGGAGGGGAAGAGUCAUAUGCAUUCUGUUUGAGUAAUACUGAUAUGUUUGGCUUGGGUUUACUUCAACUUUGUUUUCUAGGCUUACAGAGGGGGUUUUUGUAGAAUGUGUUGGAAUGCAUUUACAGAUGUUUUGACUCUUUACACCAAUGGGACCUUAAUAAAUCUGAAAUCAAUUUAGUUUUUUCAAUAUCUUUUACAUUGAAAUAUGUAUUCAUAGUCCAUCAGUAUGUUUCAAAUGUUCUGCUUUUCCAUGUUGUUGUUGUUUUUUAAGGUAAAACAGAUAUAUUUGUUUCAGAAAGCUUUAACCAAAAGUGGUCUCCCCCUCACCUGUUUUGCUGUGUAGUGCGAGGGCGGUGGUUUUUUUUUUUUUUUUUUGCUGACGGAGGUCAGGGGGGGAUUAUGAAGGGAGCACAUGUCCAUCGCUUUUGUGUGGCCCUUUUUGUUGCGUGUGGGUACCUCGUGAGUACAGUGGUGCAGGUCUAGGGGAAUGAAAAGGAAACAUGCAUUCACAGGGGCUUUGCACCGCUGCAAAGGUCAUUCGGAGCAACAGAGAGUUACAGCUAGAGUUUGACAGAUGCCAGCAGUUCGGCAAUGAGGGCCAAGCACCAGAGAUUAUCAGAACUUAUAGAAAAGGGACUAAACAAUGUCUUUAAACUACAUCAAGAACUUCUAUGAAGGAUGUCUGCGGCCUCCCACUGUGAUUGGCCAGUUCCACACUUUGUUCUUUGGCUCUGUGCGCAUGUUCUUCUUGGGGGUUCUGGGAUUUGCAGUUUACGGAAAUGAAGCCCUUCACUUCAGCUGUGACCCAGACAGCAGGGAACUCAAUCUCUUCUGUUAUAACCAGUUUCGACCGAUAACUCCGCAGGUUUUUUGGGCCUUACAACUGGUGACUGUUCUCGUACCUGGGGCUGUUUUUCACCUCUACGCUGCUUGCAAGAACAUUGACCAGGAGGACAUCUUAGAGCGGCCCAUCUACACUGUCUUCUACAUCAUCUCUGUGCUCCUGCGGAUCAUUCUGGAAGUGGUGGCCUUCUGGCUCCAAAGCCACCUGUUUGGCUUCCAGGUGCACCCGUUGUACAUGUGUGAUGCGAGCGCACUGGAGAAGGCCUACAACUUCACCAAGUGCAUGGUGCCCGAGCACUUUGAGAAGACCAUCUUCCUCAGUGCCAUGUACAUUUUCACCAUCAUCACGGUUGUGCUGUGUGUCGCUGAGAUCUUUGAAAUACUUUGCAGGAGACUCGGCUAUUUAAACAGUCAAUGACCCAUCGCUUUAAGCUGCAUAGAAAGCAUACACUUAAAAACAUUCACACACACACAGGCACACACUCUUUCUCACACACACACAUAUGCAAACACAACAUCACACAAAAGCGGGGAAGCAUACGUACCUCAAGAAACGAAUGUCUACUCAGAACUGUUUUGUGGUGUACAUGAUAUUAGGAUUAUACUUGAUUACAGAAUAUACGUGUGGUUGGCUACUGGAGCACUGGACUUUUGCUUUCCUACAUGUGAAAUGAUCAUCUGAAGAUGUUUCAUAUUUGGUAUUUGUAAAUAAUUGUCAAACAUCCAUCCAACUUGAGUGACAAUAUUCUCUACUAAAGGCCAGGACUUAUAUGCUUUGUUGCAUCCAAAAGGUUUUAGUCAUGUGGCCAGUGCAUGAUGUAAGAUCAUCUGCAACAUUUGCGAGAUCAUUAUCGGAUGCCUGGAUACUACAAACUUUUGUAUGUGCUGAAGUAAUCCAUAAUUUCGGCCGUAAGUGUAUAAUCUCAGGUAGAAUGUGACAUACUGUGAAGUGACUGGAUUUGUAAUGGAUUUAUUUAUCCCAUUCAAAAUUGAUACACAGGACUAACCAACAUUUAGCUCUAUUUCUCAUGAUUUCUCUUUGAAUAGUACCUUACUAAAAUCAUUAUUUAGAGGCCUUUUUCCCUCUGUGUCACUGUAUUGUCUGGUGUAACAUUUCAUGUUUAACUGUCACCUGUGACUAUGGCUUUGUAUCCAUGGUGCGUUGAGAAAUGUUUUGAGGUUAUUUCAUUUGAGGGUGUCUACACAUUGAGGUAUCUGCAUUUAUUAAACCAGUGUAUCACAUUUUU